Messenger RNA from Miniopterus natalensis, 3805 nucleotides. The record is from RefSeq and is a predicted model, not a curated record. Lineage: Eukaryota; Metazoa; Chordata; Mammalia; Chiroptera; Miniopteridae.
AUGCAGCCCCUCCUGCUGCAGAAAAGCGCAUUCACGGACCAGGCUGUCGGAAGGCCACGCACCCGCGCUGGGGAUGCACCCCUGGAGCAAGACGCCGGCCCUUCGGGUACAUACCUCCUGCCCUCAGGAGCACUAGGGAGCACCAGCCUGAGCAAAGACAGCCUGGAAGGGAAAGUGACACCCGCCCCUUCGAGUCCAGCGCAGCCCGGGGAAGAGCUUCAGGACCCGGAGCUGGAAGGGACAGUCCCCUCUGUGUAUCCAGGCCCCGGGACCCUGUCCACACGGCUUCCCGAGGAGCCCAGCACCAAGCUCACCGUCCUGCCCAGGAAGAAGCUGUCGUCGCUCAAGCAGAUGAACUCGUCCAGGAAACAGCCGCGACCCAAGGCCACCUCGUCAGCAGUCCUCCCGAGGGUGGGGUCCCAGCCUGCAUCCCCAGGCCUGGGUCUCCUCUCCUCCGCCACGGAGAAGCCCGGCCCACCGGGGGACCCCGAUCCCAUAGCCUCUGAGAGUGAGGAGACCCUUCGGCUGCCGUCAGAGGAGCCCCUCUGGCUGGACAGGAAGGAAGGUGCGGUCCCCACGACGCCGGCCCCCCUGCAGAUCUCUCCCUUCACCUCGCAGCCCUACGUGGCCCACACGCUCCCCCAGAGGCCGGACCCCGGGGAGGCCAUGGUGCCCGAGGAGGCCCACGAGGCUCCUCCUGACGACGCCAGUCCCAUGACCUUGAUGGACAAAGGUGAGAAUGAGCUGACCGGUUCGGCCUCAGAGGAGAGCCAGGAGACCACGACGUCCACCAUUAUCACCACCACGGUCAUCACGACGGAGCAGGCCCCAGCUCUCUGCAGCGUGAGCCUCUCAGAUCCUGAAGGGUACAUCGACUCCAGCGACUACCCGCCGCUGCCCCUCAACAACUUCCUCGAGUGCACGUACAACGUGACAGUCUACACCGGCUACGGGGUGGAGCUCCAGGUGAAGAGUGUCAACCUGUCCGAGGGGGAGCUGCUCUCCAUCCGCGGGGUGGACGGCCCCACCCUGACCAUCCUGGCCAACCAGACGCUCCUGGUAGAGGGCCAGGUGAUCCGAAGCCCCACCAACACCAUCUCUGUCUACUUCCGGACCUUCCAGGACGAUGGCCUGGGGACCUUCCAGCUGCACUACCAGGCCUUCAUGCUGAGCUGCAACUUUCCCCGCCGGCCGGACUACGGGGAGGUCACGGUGAUGGACCUGCACUCGGGCGGGGUGGCCCACUUCCACUGCCACCCGGGCUAUGAGCUCCAGGGCGCCAAGACGCUGACCUGCAUCAACGCCUCCAAGCCCCACUGGAGCAGCCACGAGCCCGUCUGCUCAGCCCCGUGCGGAGGGACUGUGCACAACGCCACCAUCGGCCACGUCCUCUCUCCAAGUUACCCUGGAAACGCCAACGGGAGUCAGUUCUGCGUGUGGACGAUCGAAGCUCCGGAGGGCCAGAAGCUACAUCUCCACUUUGAGAGGCUGUCACUGCAUGAGAAGGACAGGAUGAUGGUCUACAGCGGGCUCACCAACAAGUCCGCUCUUCUCUACGACUCCCUUCAAACCGAGAGCGUGCCCUUCGAGGGCCUGCUGAGCGAGGGCAAUAGCAUCCGAAUCGAGUUCACGUCCGACCAGGCGCGGGCAGCCUCAUCUUUCAACAUCCGCUUCGAGGCCUUUGAGAAAGGCCACUGCUACGAGCCCUACAUUCAGAACGGGAACUUCACCACAUCCGACCUGACCUACAACAUCGGCACCGUCGUGGAGUUCACCUGCGACCCCGGCCACUCUCUGGAGCAGGGCCCGGCCGUCAUCGAGUGCGUCAAUGUGCGGGACCCCUACUGGAAUGACACGGAGCCCCUGUGCAGAGCCAUGUGUGGCGGGGAGCUGUCUGCGGUGGCUGGGGUGGUGCUGUCCCCAAACUGGCCAGAGCCGUAUGCGGAAGGUGAAGAUUGUAUCUGGAAGAUCCACGUGGGGGAGGAGAAACGGAUCUUCUUAGAUAUCCAAUUCCUGAACCUGAGCAACAGCGACAUCCUGACCAUCUACGACGGUGACGAGGUCAUGCCCCACAUCUUGGGACAGUACCUCGGAAGCAGUGGCCCCCAGAAGCUGUACUCGUCCACGCCAGACCUAACCAUCCAGUUCCACUCGGACCCUGCCGGCCUCAUCUUUGGGAAGGGCCAGGGAUUUAUCAUGAACUACGUAGAGGUGUCAAGGAAUGACUCCUGCUCAGAUCUGCCCGAGAUCCAGAACGGCUGGAAAACCACGUCACAUACGGAGCUUGUGAGGGGAGCCAGAAUCACCUACCAGUGUGACCCCGGCUAUGACAUCGUGGGGAGCGACACCCUCACCUGCCAGUGGGACCUCAGCUGGAGCAGUGACCCCCCAUUUUGUGAGAAAAUCAUGUACUGCACGGACCCCGGAGAGGUGGAGCACUCAACCCGCUUGAUUUCGGACCCUGUGCUGCUGGUGGGCACCACCAUCCAGUACACCUGUGAGCCCGGCUUCGUGCUGGAGGGGAGCUCGCUCCUGACCUGCUACAGCCGGGAGACCGGCACGCCCAUCUGGACAUCCCGCCUGCCCCACUGUGUCUCCGAAGAGUCCUUGGCAUGUGACAACCCUGGGCUACCCGAAAACGGGUACCAAAUCCUGUACAAGCGGCUCUACCUGCCGGGAGAGUCCCUCACCUUCAUGUGCUACGAGGGCUUCGAGCUCAUGGGCGAAGUGACCAUUCGAUGCAUCCUGGGACAGCCCUCCCACUGGAACGGGCCCCUGCCUGUUUGUAAAGUUAAUCAGGACAGCUUUGAACACGCGUUAGAAGCAGAAGCGGCAGCCGAGACGUCCUUGGAAGGGGGAAGUAUGGCCCUGGCUAUCUUCAUCCCGGUCCUGGUCAUCUCCUUACUGCUGGGAGGAGCCUACAUCUACAUCACCAGGUGUCGCUAUUACUCCAGCCUCCGCCUGCCCCUGAUGUACUCUCACCCCUACAGCCAGAUCACCGUGGAGACCGAGUUCGACAACCCCAUCUACGAGACGGGGGAGACCAGGGAGUAUGAAGUGUCCAUCUAAAGAGCUGCGCCCGCCGAGGGAAGCCCCAGAUACGACCUCAACCACGACCUCCUCGAGCAGCUCAUCCAGGGCCCGGGUGGCCUUGGAUGGCAGACCCCCAGAGUGCCGGCUGUCUUUUCUUCGGACUCUUUCUUGAAGACUUACUGUUUUCUCCACUGUAUUUAUUAUAUUUAAAACCGAAACGGGUGUGGUCGGGUGCGUUGCGCUGCGGGCCGAUGCUGGAGGCCUGCGGGAUGGAAACGCAGCGGCGGGGCGAGACCAGGCACAGGGCCCCCCGGGGCGAUGCCAUUCUGCGGCCGCAUCAGAUUGCAUGCAUCUCUUAGACCCGCGCCCACGGUGUCCUUAGUUCAAAUCCGAGUCCCCGGGCCAGGUUGGAAACGGUGUUUUUUUUUUGGAUUAACCUGGGCUGCAGUUUCACAUGGAUCCUUAAACAGGGCCGCCCCCCAGACACACCCCGUGUCCCCUCUUCCGGUUUCCCCGGCUUCUGAGAGGUCUUGCCACGUCCCCUCCCUCCCGUGGCUCUUCCGAAAGCAGCAAAGGUGUUCGCUUAACAUCUCCUUCACCACCCUGGCCUCCCUGGAUGCUGGCAAAAUAACAAAAUGUUUUCCUUCUAGGACAGAGAGAAAUGACAAGGCAAGUCAGAGAGGAUGAGAGAUGCGAGAGUUGGGGUGAGGAACUGGGCGAGGGGGGAACCCUGGUCGCGGGAAUCGAGUUAAUAAAAUGUUCUUCUCUGACA